Phacochoerus africanus (Common warthog) is the source of this 6258-nucleotide messenger RNA. RefSeq names its product collagen alpha-1(I) chain-like. Bases 95 to 2311 code for a protein of 738 amino acids. The record is from RefSeq and is a predicted model, not a curated record. The transcript is spliced from 5 exons. Lineage: Eukaryota; Metazoa; Chordata; Mammalia; Artiodactyla; Suidae.
AGUUGUUUCUGCCGGGAAGGAAGAGAGCGAGGUUGGAGCUGGGCAGCGGCUCCGGGCACGGUGCCCCCGCCCAUGAAACGCCUCCCCGGGCACCAUGAAAGCCCCCCCCCCCUUCCGCCAGGCACCUGGCGUCCCCGACCUCUGGGCACACCGCGCUGACCCCCUCCACUUCACCAGAUCUCCAGCGCCCGACCCCUCACCCCACCGGGCACCGCGCCCCUCCCGCAGGCGGGCCAGCAGUGUCGGACAGGCAGCCGCGGGAUCCCUCCGGUGCGCGCCCUGUCCCGGAGCCUCGACUAGAGCUCCACGGCGACCACGAGCUUCGCAGGGCAGAGCCGUGCGAUCUGGCCGCAGUCCGCGGCGCACACAGGGCUUCGGUCAGGCCAGGGACCGUCGGACCGCCUGGGGUCCCCAAGCCGGGCCCGAGCGUGCGCGCGCGCGCCCCGCUGCCCGCAAUCAUGGCAGCCGGCGCCUCGGAGCGCAGCCGCCGAGCGCGCUCCGGCAGCCGCCUCGGUGCCAGGGCGGCGGGGGCGGGCCGGGGCCGGGCCGUGCGGGCUGCAGGGCGCGAAGCAGAAGGCUGAUGAGUCCCCGCGGCGCGGUGCCCCCUGCCCGGCCUGGGCAAGCUGGCGGGACCGCGCGGGCGGGGGAGCGCCUGGGGCGGCGUGCCCGCGGGGGCGCGCACGCGGGGCUGCGGGGCGAGGCGCGGGGCCCGGGCGGCGAAUCCGCUGCUCGCGCCUCCCGCCCCGCCCGCGCGCGCCCGCCCCGGGAGGAGGGUGCGCGGCGGAGGCGCGGGGGGGGGGGGGGGGAGUCGAGGAGGGGCCGCGCCCGGUCCUCGCCCGCAGCGGGCACCGCCGGGGGCCCCGGGAGGCCUUGUUGGUAUUCCGGGCACAGCAGAAGCCCUGACCUCCCCGCGGAACAGGGGCGCCCGGGAGCGCGGCGCGGCCGCCGCCCCCGGGCGGUCUCCCCGGACUGCGGGGCCGUAGGCGCCUUGCUCCCCCUCCUCCCUGUCCCCUCCUCUCCAGGUCCCCCGUACCCCCUCCCCCGGCCUGAUCCGGCGGCGAAGGGGUGGGCAGGGAAACGCGCUCUCUGGGACAGGUGCCAACUCCGAGACAAAAGACAUAAAAUAGGCGGCAACGGGGGAAGCGCGGCCGGCGCGCUCGGGCGGGGACGGAGGCGCCGCGGGGGCCGCAUCCUCGGUGCCGACCGGGGAAAGUUUGGGAAGUCGCCGCGGCGGCUUCGCAGCGGCGGGGGACACGCGGGCCGGGCCGCCCUCCGCGCCGCGCUCGCCCUCUCCGCGCCGCUGCUGAAUAAUUCAUGGCGCGGCCGCCGGCCAUUAGCAUGCACCGGGCGCGCGGCGCGUCUGUGCCCAGCCGUCGCCGCCGCAUUCGGCGCCCGGGCCGCGCUAGACGAGCGGCCGCGCAGAGGCCGGGCCCGCGGCGUCCCCGCGCUCGCCCGCCCGUCCGCCCGUCCGCCCACCCGGCGGCUCCCAUUGUGCCCCAGGCCCGCGCCGCUCCGCCGUCCUGUGACCGCCUGCGCCCCGCAGCGCGCCCGACGGCCGGCCGCUGGAAGUUCGGGCCCGCGGCGCACGCCCUGCCGCCCCGGGAUGCACGUGAACUUGGAGAAAGUCUCGGGGCGCGCCGGCGCAGACCUCCGCGGCAGGGCGUGGGCGCCCCUGGCCCCGCGCGCUUUCGUUUUCGUCUGGGACAAAGGUCCCUCGCGGCGCAGGUCGCGGACGUGGAGGCAGUGCCCUGCGGGCCACUCUGCGGGGAGGUCCGGUCGUUCAGUCAAGGGAAGCCGGAGCCUGGAGAAGACGAGCCGCGCGCGGUCGGAGGCGCGGUGCGGGACCAGGACAGUGGGGCCUGGCCGUGCGCUUCGCCCUGGCGGUCCAGGAGCUGUCUCGCCCUCCGAAGAGUUACGGGAGGUGGCACUGCUUUUGCUCUCUGCCCUUUCGACACGUGAAGGAGAGAAUCAUUUGGAACCCAGGACUCAGACCGGUGGCCGAGGGCCUGUGCAGCCGCGAGCACGACAGCGCAGCGCUGGCCGCGUCCGCGCGCGUUUCUCCGACAAGGGCAGAGCAGUCGACCAGCGCGCCCCAGGCUCGAUCGGGUUCAAGGCGACUCUUGAGGACGAAGGCGGCUGGUCCCAGAGCACCUCGGAGAAAGCGGACGCCCGUCUUGGCCUUUGGAAGACGCUCAAGGACCACAUGGCCGGGUCCACGGUCUCUGCCCUGCGCCUCGAGGGCGAGGCAGCCCAGGUCUUGCCCUUCUUCCCGGCCCCUUCGCCCCCAGCCGAUGCCUGGAGCUCGAGGUGACUGAGCGCUCUCAGGCCAGCUCGGCCCUGGACCUGCUCGGCUCUGGACCUGCCCAUCUCCGUCAACGCACGAGGCCCCCGUGCCCCAGGUCAAGAAGUGGCGCCGAGGUGGGAGCUUCUGUCCGAGGCCAGCCUUCUUUCCGGUGAGCCAGGAUGUUGGGAUCCCCCCCACCACCACCACCCACGGGGGCACCUCGCCACCUGCUGCACUCCUCCCAGCCCUGGCAGAACCCACCUCUUGCAGGAGACAGGCCGGCGAGGCUCGUGGCCACGCCUGCUGAAUACCCAGCUGGCUCUCACAGGGCAGCAUGGGUGACAGCUGGCACCACGGCCCGCCCCUCCCGCUGUCCCGCCUCUGGGAAGUGGGGAGCCAUGGGGGAGCUUAGGAUGCAGAGGGAGGCGGUCCCUCCCCAUCUCCAGGCCCUGCUGACACGCACAGAGGUCCUUAGAUGGGGUCUCGCUGCCAGACCUUUGCCCAAGCUGUGCCCCACCUGAUGCCAGCUCUCCUCAUCCUCCUGCCACGACUCGGCAAACCCCCUCAGCUGACUUACCGCUGACUUACUGCCCGCCGUGUGCUUGUGACCUUUGACCUGCUGAAGGCGCGCUCUGCCCCCCACCCCUCGGGCUGGACUUGGCCUGCACGAGCCACGGUCUGUGUCGCAGGGUGUCUGGAUGGAAGAGCAGCACUGGGCCCCGUCUCCCUCUGCGCCCUGAGGACCCGCCGUUCCUGGCUCCCAGGCAGGUGCGCCUGCCCCCCCCACCCCACCCCAGGCUCACCCUGCCCCCUUCUCUCCACCCGGCCGGGCACCAGCCCUCGACCUGCUGCCGCCUGUCAACAUGCGACGCACACAGGUGAGUGUUACCUGGGGCAGGAAAGGCUGGACGAGGAGAACCAGUGACAUCUGCUUCUCCCAGACUGGGCUGGGGGCACCGGGGGCUUGCGGUGACGGCCGGGGUGGCCCGGGGUGUGUGAGUGUAGUCUGUGUGCUAUUUCUCCCCCCGCCCCCGCCCCCGCCCCCCGCCUCUCCUGAGCCCACAGGGCCCAGCCCGUGGACUGGCCCGUUUCCGCAGGCCGUGGCCUCCCACUGGGGUCUGGGGUCGGCCCUGCAGGCUCCGGAGCGGAAGCCCUGGCCCAGGAGGGGUGGGCAGGUGCGGGGCGCAGGGCAGGACUGUCGGAGCCGAGUAGCGGCUCACACGUGGAUUCCAGCUCCAUGUCGGUUCUGGGGCCUGGCUGCUGUUCCCCCCCAGGGAGCUGCAUGGACCCCACAUCUCAGGGAGGAAACCCAGGCCCACAAGGGCGUAAGCAGAAGCACGGCGAGGAGGCCCGCCUGGCUUCGCAGCCAGCUCCACCUGCUGGGCGUCCUGCCCCGGGCCACCCCUGCCUGCUGGGCCAAUGGUCAGAACCCGUGUCCCUGCGGCCUGAGGCCGUUGGGGUCUUGGGGGCAGAGUCAGGAGUCAGGAGCCAGAGCAUGUGCCCAGGGCGCCUCCCCAGAGUCACUCAGACACACGGGGAGCCCUGGGCUGGGCGCCGGGUUCUUGGCUGCAGUGUCUUCCCCGUGACGAGGCGAGCAGCCACCCCUCCACAGACAGCCAGCAUGCUCCUGCCCGACCCCUCACCAUUACCGGGGCGGGGGUGGGCAGCAAAGGAAGACCCCUGGUCGCUUUCUCUUCAACCCCCGUCCUGGAGCCAGGCUGGCUCUGCCCGGAGAGUCCUUGGGGACACCCUGGUGCUGUCCGCCAGGCAGCCAAGGCGUCCACGAGGAAUCAGGGGUACAGGACUCCAGACCCUCUCCUGCAGAGCUCCCUCUGGGCCCUGAGGACGGACAGGGCGCCCGUGACCACAGGCCAGCCAGGUCCGGGGCCAGGCUGUGCUGGGGCGUUCCUGGGCUCAUGCCCAGGUCCGGGCGGAUGGCGCUGGGUGGGCACUGAUGUCAUCAGGGGCUGACGGUUCUGGCUUUAUCUCACGCUCCCCAGGGUUGUUCAGGGAGCAGCCGCGGCCGUGUUUGUCAGGACCGGACACCAGAGCUCCCUCUGCAGUCGUGGGUGAAGCCGAGCCCAGGAGAGCCCCUCGCCCCCGCGCUGACGGGGCCCCCUCUGAGCCUUGGUUUCCUCAUGUGAGGUGGGUUCACAGAUCCUGGCUUCGCCAGGCCUUCAAGGACCAGGGAGCCAGCACACCCUGGUGCCUGCCUGGAGGAGGCAGUCUGCUCGGAAGGAGCGUGGGAGGAGGCGUGGGUGUCAGAAAGCAUGGGGUGAGGCUCAGCUCUUGUACCAUCUUGCUAGGCAGAAAGCAGAGCCACCGGUCCUCCGCUCUGCCAGUCAUCAGCUGCGUGACCUCACGGAGGCCUUGUUAUCUGACUGGGUCUCAGGCCCGGGUCCUGGGCCGUGUGUGUCUGUCCCCCGAGGGCUGCAGUUCCGGCCCAGCCACCCUUUCCUGGGAGCCAGGGUCCCUUUGGGGAGGAAAGAACAGCUUUCCAGCCUGUCCUGAUGUGGGGAGAAGCCCAGGUCACCCUGGAUGGCAGGGCCAGGCCCACGGGCAGGGAGGCCCCACUGUCCAGCGGGGGAGGGAGCUGCACCUGGGGCACAGGUGCAUCCCGGGCCACCAGGAACCGGGGGAGGCUGCUGCCAGCGGGCAGGGCCAGGUGGGCACUGGAGCCCCUUUGGGACACAAAUUGGCCUGCAGCAAAUGACCCCCUCCCAGUGUCACCUUGGGGCCGUCUUGGCCACCCCUGUGCAGAUGGGAGCGAUCCCACUGCUUGUGUCGCUUUCCCAAAGGCCACGUCGCGCGUCUGCCCCCCACCUCUCUUCUCUCCUUGCUGGGUGGUCUUCCCCGUGGGGCUCCCCACUGGCCCUCUGCUGGCCGCCCGCCUGAGCCAUGCCCUUAGCAUCCCGGCCCCCAGCUCUUCUCCUCCCCCCCCACCGCCAGGAGGUGCCUUCGGAAGCCACGACGUCUCUCCAGGCGCCGAGACUGGCGGCCCUUUGGGGUGAGGUAGUAGGUUGUAUAGUUGGGGCUCCGCCCGGCUGUGGGAUAACUAUACAACCUACUGUCUUUCCUGAAGCGGCUGUAAUGUCGACAGUGGACCGCGCGGGAGCCCAGCCGGGGAGGGUGCCUGCUGGCUGGGCGGGGAGCAGCCUGGCGGCGGGGGGCACACUUCCUCUGUGACCGGGGCAGGUCUCUUGACCUCUCUGGGCCUCCGUUUCUCCCUCUGUGAAACGGGGCAAACGAGGCUUGAGGGCAGUGUGGUGCGACGCGCGGCCAAGGAGGCCAGGGCUCAGAGGGGGGCCCUCCCUCUCCCCACGCUGUGCUGGCGGACCCGAUGGGUGGACCAGUCUGGACGGUGCCCCCAGCUGAGACCUGGCCGGGGUUGCAGGGCAGCGCCCCAGGGCGACCGGGCGCUCGGCCUCCAUCCGCACAUCCCCGGUCUGCCCUUGUGGGCACGCGGCCGCUCCAACCCUGACAGCCUGUGGGUGGACGGCGGGGAGGGGGGAGGGGAACCACGGCGCCGCGUCCGCAGGGCCCCUCCUGCCCUGCGCCUGCCCGGCCCUCCGGCUCAGCCCUGGCAGCUGCGGAUCCCCAGGCAGGGGGCCGGGCCUGGGUGUGGGGCAGCAGCGGGCAUGGCGGACCCUCUCGCAGCCCGGGCGCCCGCGGGGUGAGGUAGUAGGUUGUGUGGUUUCAGGGCAGUGAUGUUGCCCCCUCGGAAGAUAACUAUACAACCUACUGCCUUCCCCGAGGAGUCCAGCCACGUCCCCGGAGGGUCCGCCCCCGAGGAGUCCAGCCACAUCCCCGAGGGUCCGCCCCCGAGGAGUCCAGCCACGUCCCCCGAGGGCCCGCCCCCGUGCUCAGCAGGUGCCUCGGGGGCCUGAGCGCCCCCCCACCCCCUGCCAGGUGCAGGGAGGCUGCGGUGCGCACACCCCUUGAUUUCAAUAAAUGCUGAGUUGCUAUGACCUCAA